CUGGCGGGUGUGACGUCAGCAGCGGAAGCGGAUUGAGAGCCGAUGUUUGCGCCGCUGAUAAUAAACCCCUGAAACAGAUCCGACAACAGCUUGCAGAUGUCUGAGGACGUCUAUGAGAAGUUCCUGGCUCCAGAAGAGCCGUGUCCGCUGCUGUCUCGGAGAGGGAACCUCAGUGAAGAUGCUACGCUGGACGUCAGUGACUUCGGCUGUCAGCUGUCCUCGUGCCACCGCACAGACCCGCUCCACCACUUCCACAGCAGCAGGUGGCACCUGACCUCCUGCGGCACCAGCGUGGCCAGCUCAGACUGCAGCGAGGAGCUCUUCUCCUCCGUGUCUGUGUGUGAUCAGGACGACUGCUACUCGCUGCUGGACGAGCAGGAGCUGGCCUCCUUUGAGCUGUUCCCCGAGGGCAGCGUGUGCAGCGACGUGUCCUCCUCCAUCAGCACUUACUGGGACUGGUCCGACAGCGAGUUCGAGUGGCAGUUACCGGGCAGUGAUAUAGCCAGCGGCAGCGAUGUGCUCUCCGACAUCAUUCCCAGCGUGCCCAGCUCACCCUGCCUCGCGGCCAAACGGAAAAACAAACCGCACCGGAACCUGGACGAGCUGCCCUGGAGCGCCAUGACCAACGACGAGCAGGUGGAGUAUAUUGAGUAUUUGAGUCGAAAAGUGAGCACAGAGAUGGGACUUCGGGAGCAGCUGGACAUCAUAAAAAUAAUCGACCCGAGCGCACAGAUUCUGCCGACGGACAGCGAGUUCAUCAUCGAGCUGAACUGCCUCACCGAUGAAAAGCUCAAGCAGGUGCGGAGCUACAUCCGCGAGCACGGUCCGCGGCAGCAGCGCAGCGUGAAGAGGAGCCUGGCGAGCAGCGUGAGCGCUCACAGCAGCAGUGACGCCAGCAUCACCAGCAGCAGCAUCAGCAGCAGCAGCGCCUCCACCGCCUCCAGCAUCAGCCGCGCUCACAGCGACGGGAACCUGGCCUCCGCCGCAGAGAGGAUACGAGACUCCAAGAAGCGCUCCAAGCAGAGGAAGCUGCAGCAGAAGGCUUUACGCAAGCGUCAGCUGAAGGAGCAGAGACAGGCUCGUAAGGAGAGACUGAGCGGUCUGUUCCUGAACGAGGAGGUGCUGUCUCUCAGAGUCCCGGAGGAGGAGGACCACUGCGACGACCUGGACGUGCUGAUGUGACCCCAGUGACCCUUCAGUGUUCCUUCUACGCCUCCUCAUCAUCACACAC
Messenger RNA from Sinocyclocheilus rhinocerous, 1231 nucleotides. RefSeq names its product family with sequence similarity 199, X-linked (gene fam199x). The record is from RefSeq and is a predicted model, not a curated record. Bases 97 to 1182 code for a protein of 361 amino acids. NCBI's taxonomy places the organism in Eukaryota, Metazoa, Chordata, Actinopteri, Cypriniformes, Cyprinidae. The transcript is spliced from 7 exons.